CGAGAUUGUAUUUCGUCGUUGCACUGCUGUAAUGUUUUUAUUUGUUUUCAUCGUAUGUUAUCAUGUCUAACGACAAUGCGUGGCCCGCUGAUGAUGACCUGGAUUUGGCAUUGGCCCUAAACGAUAAUGCGGCACUGCAGGAGCUUCUCGAUCGGCCACAUCAACAGGCACAAAAACCUCAGCAGCAACAAGAACAACAAUAUGCCGGAUUUGAUGAAACCGCAGGUGAUACCUGGAUAUAUCCCAGUAAUUUACCAAUGCGUUGCUAUCAACACAACAUUUCACAAGCCGCCCUCUUUCGGAACACCCUGGUGGUGCUGCCCACGGGACUGGGCAAGACGUUUAUAGCGGCCGUGGUCAUGUACAAUUUGUAUCGUUGGUACCCUCGUGGGAAGAUCAUCUUCAUGGCGCCCACACGCCCCUUAGUCUCACAACAAAUCAAUGCCUGCCAGAAGAUAAUGCCGCUUCCUCCGGAGGACACGGUGGAGUUGACGGGCAAGCUGCCGAGGGCAAAACGCGCUGAACUCUGGGCCAACAAGCGGGUAUUCUUUGCGACACCACAGGUGGUGCAGUCCGACAUGCUGGACUCGGGCGAAAAUGAUGUGCAGUUUCCGUUUGGGGCUAUAAAACUGCUAGUUGUGGACGAGGCGCACAGAGCGAAGGGACGUUACGCGUAUACACAAGUAGCUGAAUCCAUAUUUGCACGCAAUCCUUACUUCCGAGUCCUGGCACUGUCCGCAACACCGGGACGCACCAUAGACGAUGUGGCUGCUGUGUGCCGCAAUCUAUUUAUUUCGCAUCUGGAGGUGCGCUCGGAUAACUCCAUCGAUGUUGUCCAGUAUGUGCAUCAGCGCAGUUUCCGCACCAUAAUCGUGCCUCUGAGUGAGCAGCUGAAGGAGCUGCGCCAGCGCAUGAUCCAGAUCAUUGACCCUUAUCUGCGACAGCUUGUGGCCUCGGAUGUGCUAAGUGGUUCGCACUCCAAUUUCAAUCGCAACUUUCUGCUGUUUGAGCAAAAGCGGUUUCAGGAGCGUGCCGCCAAUGGUCAACGUCAUCCCGAGCACAGCCUGAUCGCUGGCACCUUCUCCAUGUGUAUUAGUCUGUAUCAUGCUCUGGAGCUGCUCGAGAAGCACGGCCUUCGCGUAUUCGUCAAUAGUUUUGAUGCGGAUGAGGAUGGACGGGACAAGUUUGUGCUGGUACGGGAUGCAGGGUUACGUGAACUUGUCGACGCGCAGCGCCAGCAAUUGGGCCCGAAUCCCUUCGAUGUGUCAACAGCAACCAUGACUAAUGGCCAAAUGGCGCCAAUGCCAUCCCAGUUAGACUUUGGACAUCCCAAAUAUGAGCGGGCGCGUCAAGUAUUGCUCGAAUAUUUUCAGACUAAUGCCGAGUCGCGAGCCAUUGUAUUUUGCGAGUAUCGUGAGUCCGUGAUGCUGAUUCAACGCCUACUCCUGCAACACACGCCACUGCUGCGCCCACGCUGCUUUGUCGGCCAGGGGGGCACCACCGGGGCCAUUCGUGCUCUCACCCAGAAACAGCAGAUGCAGAUUAUGAACGAUUUCCGCAGCGGUACUAGCAAUGUUUUAGUAGCCACCUCCAUUGGCGAAGAGGGCAUCGAUGUGGGCGAGGUGGAGCUCAUCGUUUGUUUCGACAUAUGCACAUCGAACCCGACACGUUUUGUGCAGCGCAUCGGACGCACGGGGCGCCAGAAACGCGGACACGUUGUCAUGCUGGCCACAGAGGGACGGGAAGAGCAAGUUCUGAAAGAGGUGCUGGCUACUCGGGAUAAAACCAAUCGCAAACUUCUGCAAUCCCCGUUGGUAAAACGUGCGCUUUACGACCACUGUCCGCGUCUAGUGCCCACAGAAUUCAAUCCCAAGUGUGUGCAGAAGUUUAUGGAACCACAAAAACAAGCGGACGCAACGCCGCCUAAAUCGAAGGCCAAGGAAGCCAAAUCUAAGGAGCCCAAGACAAGGAAAGUCAAUAAAAAGGCGACCAACGUGAAAAAUCAUGAUCUGCGAAAAUUCUUUGUACGAACGGAGCCUCCGUUGCUAGACACACAGGAGCGAUUGGUGUUUGAACAGGAGGGCGAAACGCCGCCACAACCUUACGUCAUGAGUGAGGCAUCACAGCAGCAAAUACGAGCGGAUUGUGCUCGCCGUAGUGCUGGAAAAAUCAAAAACUUUCUGCUGGACACCCAGGCCGCAGAACCGUCCUCGCCACCGCCACCUGCAAUUACCAGCAGCAGCCAGCAGGAGGCGCAGCGUCUGCGCAAGUUGAACCGUCUUCUCCAGUCCUCGAAGCCUUUGCUAAACGAGUCGCAGCGUAGCCAGAGCCUUGCCACACAGCUCCAGGACAAGGUGCUGCCGCUCAGUCUCAAAAAGAUGCUGCUGCGACACAAUCGCCGAUAUGUGCAAGAGGUGUGCGAAAAAAUGCGACUGCAACAGGAGCUUAACCUGCCAAACGAGCGCCUGAAUUCACGUCAGCGAAGUACCCGGCGGCAACACGAACAAUUACUAGACAUCUGUGGCGAUGGUGUCGAUAAUUUGGCGGACCUUCAGCGAUCCCCAAGCCCUAAAGCAAAUCUAAGAAAGCAAGAACUUGCCGAGCUGCAACAUAUCGGAGAGAAUGCUGACCUUGAAGGAAUAUUGAAUGAUAUAUUUGAGGGACUAGACGAGCAAGGACUAUGCGCUGACAACUGUGAGCUUGUGCAGCAACAAUUAAAUGUGAUGGAACGGACAGUGCGGCAACAACAGGACGAGCCACAGUCCAGAGUCUACGAUGGCGGCACAUUCUCCUUCGAGGAGUUAGAGGAGGGGCUAGGGGAAGAGACUUUGCAAGAGGGUGUCGAUAACUCAAUGUCUCGCAGUCAUUGGCAGGAAUUUAAAACAGAUGCAGCGCAGCAUAAAUCAACGCCACUCAAAGCUGAUGUCUCCCACAGUCGGAUUAAGGUCAACAACAAGUUGGACACUUUAGAGGAGGAAGAGGAGCAAACGACCCGAGUAGAGGCGAGCGAAUUGAGCAUAAAUUUAACUCGUCUCAACAAUAUCUUAUCUGUGGCCACUAGUACGCCGCUAGGCGUUAAAACUAAACCUGUGCAGGAGACUCUUCUCAACGCGCUAGAAACGGAUCUGUCUACCUUCGAGCAGCUGGCACUGCAGGUAGAAGCCAAAACAGCGGCCCAAAAGACAAACAAUAACAACAACAGUCCCAGCAAAAUAAUACCAGACCACAAACUGAUGGGAACGGCAGAGAAGACGCCUGAUUGCCUAGAUGUGCUCGACCUAGAUCUGGACGACUUUUUGGAGCCUCUGCCCGAAGAGCAAAUGCUGCAGGAACAGCGCACACUGAGAGAACCAACACCAUCUCCUAGUACGAGCCUCAAAGAGAACUGCAAUUUGCAUAGCAAUCAGCUCCUGCUUUCCCCCGCUCAACGCAAUUGCUCGCCCGAUCUCUUUGCAGAAGAAUCCAUGUCACCAUGGAAGCCGGCAUCGCCAAAACGGCCAGUGCCGAGCAAGAGCUUGGCAGCUAAGCUGGCAGAGAAGACGUCAAAGGUGCCGUCCAGGCAACCCCGUCCAACCACACCCAGUUCACCGGAACAACGUGAACGUCCAAAAUUGGGCGGAACGGAUAAAUCACCCAGCAUUUUUGAUUUAUAUCUAAAACGCAUGCGCGGCCGCGGUCAUUUAGGAAAGGCAGCCAAAGCGGUGCAUCUCAGCUCAUCCUCAAUUGCAAAAGCACAAGAGGUUGCACCUCCGAACAAGGAGCAAGACGAUUCCCCCAUUAUCGCUCGACGUCAGCCUAAACGCAAGAUUAUUGCUAGCGACUCCGAUGAAGAGGUGGCAGAAACGGAGCCUAUAUCCCUAGCCGAUAACAGCAGCGACAUGGAGCAGGUGCCAGCCACUCAGAUGCAAGAGACGCCUCCAGUCCCUCGAAAACGGCGUAAAUUCAACUCAUUCAUAAUUAAUGAAGCCGAAAUGAGCGGCUCCGAUCAUGAUGAAGAGGCGGAGCAUACCAUAGGGGGCUACAUUAAAGAUUCUGUGAUAGUUUCCAGUGAGGACGACGACGAUGGUCACAACGAUACAACCUCACAUGCCAUGUACCUGCAAGCUCUAAGAAGUCCUGUACGACGACCUGGUGCUUUCAAAAUACCCGCACGCCGUGUUUAUAACGACGAAUCGCACAUUUAUUCGCAACAACGUGAACUGGAGCCAUCACAGUACAUACCCAGUUCGUUUAUUGUAGACGAGGCAGAGACAGACAUAUCGGCUCGAGAGACGCGGGACGUUUCCGAGUGUCCUCUGGAGCGGGCCGAGCGCAUUCUGAAGGAGGAGCGACGCCAAAAGCGUCGUCUAAAACGUUUCGGCUCGCCCCAACCAAGACCCCAGCAGUCCAAGCGUCGUCGCGUGCAACCAAUGGCGAACAGUUCAAGCGAUGAUGACGAUAUCGGGUUUGUAAGAUAACGAUCAGCCAUAUCGGAAUAAGACUACUUUGUAAAGUGAACUUGUAUUUCUUCUAUAUAGUAUUUUAUGUUUAUGUUUAUUGAGUAAUGACAUUAAGUUUCUGUUUGUUUAAUACUUUGGUCUGUAUUCGCUUAACUUCACGCUGAAAAGAAAAAGUGGAAGAAUAGGGAUGUUGUGUUAUAGUGCCAUAAUAAUAAGCUUUUCAAUUUAAAUUGACAGUUUAAAAGAUAUUUAUGCAAUUAAAGUAUCAGAACAGAGUUAUCUUACCUUAA
Messenger RNA from Scaptodrosophila lebanonensis, 4729 nucleotides. RefSeq names its product ATP-dependent DNA helicase MPH1 (gene Fancm). The coding region runs from base 63 to 4457 and encodes 1464 amino acids. The transcript is spliced from 4 exons. The record is from RefSeq and is a predicted model, not a curated record. Gene Ontology annotation, molecular function: four-way junction helicase activity; four-way junction DNA binding; 3'-5' DNA helicase activity. Gene Ontology annotation, biological process: double-strand break repair via synthesis-dependent strand annealing; interstrand cross-link repair; replication fork reversal. NCBI's taxonomy places the organism in Eukaryota, Metazoa, Arthropoda, Insecta, Diptera, Drosophilidae.